AUGGAACGGCAAUGUUUAUUAUUUCAUCUUGAUAAAAUAAAGAACGUAAUUUCAGUAAGUAAUUUGUUUGUACAUACGUAGAAAUACGUAAUAUCGAUAGAAACUUGUUUCUAUUUCUGAUUUGAACGAUUGCGCGUAGAAAGGCAGUAGUAGGAAGUAGAAACAGAUCGAAUCAAAUAAUACGAGUAAAUUGGAAAAUCGAUAGAAAAGUUGGAAGAUGGAGUUGAAGUGGACAGACGAGAAACGAAAAGCUCCGUAUGGCAACGAUCUUUACCGAGCUAUCUUUCCUAUAUAUUAUCUGGGUAAAUUGUGUGGUUUAGUGCCAGUAAGGUUUUACGUACACGCUUCCGAAGGAUGCCGGGCUCGUUUGAAUGUCGUAGACCUUGUCUACAGUCUGUGCGUGCUGGCAUUGCUUCUGGGCGGUGAAAUUUGGGGCUUGUGGCGAGAUCUGAAAGAUGGUUGGGAGCAUAGUACCAGACUGAAAUCUGAAACAGCGGUGAUCGCGACGUGUAGCGACGUGCUUGGGGUAAUGGGCUUAACGGUCGUUUGUAUCGUUGGCUCUCCUUUCCGAUGGAAAUACCUGCAACUGGUCAUAAACAAAUUAAUCGAGGUAGAUGGAAAGAUCGGUGUGUCGCGUCCAAAGAGAGCUCGAAGAUUCACGAUUUGUUUAACGAUAUGCAGCCUCGCUUAUCUCUGGUUCAACUCGAUUAUAGACUUCUACACGUGGAAUGGUAGAACAAAGAACAAAAUGAUAACUGACAAAGGCCCGAUUAACUAUGCACCUUUGUACUUGAUGUACACUGUAAUCAUUUGCACGGAAAUCCAGUACACUGUGGCAACGUACAACGUGGGACGAAGAUUCGUCCGCUUGAACGAUAAUCUGAAAAGUUUGUUGGAUGCGAGUAGCGGCAGCAACGAUAACGCGAUCGGUUAUUUUCGGAAAUUUUCUGAAACAGCAGCUGCAGGCAAUGAUAACGGAGGCAAGAAAAGACGGAACGUCACGCCGAAGAAAAGGCAACUGGUAUUGGGCAGUUACAGAUUGUCGCGGCAAAUGGAUUGUAAACUUGAAAGCAAAUCCCGUAAUGGUAUAUCUGAUUUGAUAAUGGUUCACUCUUUGCUUUGCGACGCAGUCUCUCUCAUAAACACUACGUUCGGAGUUGUACUACUGGCCGUCACUGUAACUUGUCUGUUGCAUUUAAUUAUCACGCCGUAUUUCCUAAUCUUACAAGCUAAAGCGAGUGAAAAACACGAAUGGAUAUUUCUAUUCGUACAAGCUGGAUGGUGUAUCAUUCACAUAGCCAGAAUGCUAAUAAUCGUUCAACCUAGCUAUUUCACGGUGACAGAGGGGAAAAGAACGGCAAUUCUCGUUAGUCAGUUACUUUCCUCGGCUACUUUUGAAGCAGACACCCGACGAGAAUUGGAAAUAUUUUCGCUUCAGUUGUUGCAUCGACCUCUCGAGUUCUCGGCAUGCGGACUCUUUACGGUGGACAGAAAUUUGAUAACGUCGAUUGCCGGAGCCGUAACAACGAACCUCGUUAUUCUGGUACAAUACUGAGCAAGAGAGGAAGAAAAGUUCAGAGUGACAGAGAGACAAUCGCACGUUACGAUAAUGACAUUUAAUAUACCAAUUCUCGUGAACAGCGGUAAUAUACAAAUACAGGUUACUCGUAUCCGUAAUUCAACUAAUAAUAAUAACGAAUUGUUCCAUCGAUCGAUCGAUCGAUCGAUCGACCAACGAUUAAUUAAGAGCGCACCUCGUACGGUGUCUAGAACUAGACGUCAGUCACAGCCUAUCCAAAUAUUCCUUGGCCUCGUCUUAUUGUGUCUCUGAGAAGGGAAUAAGAUCGUCUAAAAACAGGGAAACUUGAAUAGUCUCGUUCGAAGAAGCCGCAGGUAUCUCCUCACAGGUUGAAUCACACGUAACCUUGUGUGUAUAUAUAUAUAUGUAUA
This is a messenger RNA of Heterotrigona itama, 1950 nucleotides long. NCBI's taxonomy places the organism in Eukaryota, Metazoa, Arthropoda, Insecta, Hymenoptera, Apidae. The record is from the annotation of a GenBank genome assembly.